AGUUCAAUCAAAUACAAUCGACGACAAUGUUUCGUUCAGCCUACCAGAAAGGUUUCCUCACCGUCCUCUACAGCGUGGGCAGCUCACCUCUGGCCAACUGGUCGUCCUAUACCAAGAACGGCUACAUCAAACGCAUCUACGAUGAGGACAUCAAGUCUCUGGUGCUCGAGAUCAUGGGCUCGAAUGUGUCCACCACUUUUAUACACUGCCCCAGCGAGUGCAAGGAGCAGCUGGGCAUCAAGCUGCCCUUCCUGGUGCUCCUCAUCAAGAACAUGCACAAGUACUUUUGCUUCGAAGUUAAGAUUCAAGACGAUCAGCGCUUCAUGCGUCGCUUCCGGGUGUCCAAUUUCCAGAGCAAGACCUCCGUGAAGCCCUUCUGCACGGCCAUGCCCAUGGGCAUGUCGCCGGGCUGGAAUCAAAUCCAAUUCAAUCUCGCCGACUUCACGCGUCGGGCAUAUGGGUCCAACUAUCUGGAGACCGUAUCCCUGCAGCUGCAUGCCAACGUGCGCAUCCGGCGCAUUUACUUUGCCGACAAGCUCUACACGGAGGCGGAGUUGCCCAACGACUACCGCCUGAUGGGCAAGCCCAAGGACCUCAAGAAGCCGGAGAAGCAGUUCAAGGUGCAGGCCACCGCCCGUCCUCCGUCGCCCCUGAACACGGCCCGUGGCGAGAAGGGUCCGUCGAAGGACACCGAGCAGGAUACCGCAGGUCCCCCCACAGACGUUCCCAGCGAGCCGGAGCCCAUGCUGCAGAAGUCUCCUUCGCCGCCCGUUCUGCAGAAGGCUCCGUCGCCGCCAGUUUCCGCUCCACCAGAGCCCGCCGCCGAGGAGCCAGCCCCGCAAACGGAGGCCACCGAAGAGGCCUACUACUAAGUUAUUGUUCCUAUUCGUUGUUACUUUUUAUCAGUUGAUGCGCGACUGGGAGUGGAAAGUGAACAUCUCUUAAAUUUCCAGUCAUAGAGGCUAUGAGCUCCCUUUAUCUCA
Messenger RNA from Drosophila elegans, 983 nucleotides. Its product is annotated as cilia- and flagella-associated protein 20. Bases 27 to 872 code for a protein of 281 amino acids. The transcript is spliced from 3 exons. Lineage: Eukaryota; Metazoa; Arthropoda; Insecta; Diptera; Drosophilidae. The record is from RefSeq and is a predicted model, not a curated record. Gene Ontology annotation, cellular component: ciliary basal body; motile cilium. Gene Ontology annotation, biological process: cilium assembly; positive regulation of cell motility; regulation of cilium beat frequency involved in ciliary motility.